AUGGGGCUGCCGGAGAUGUCCCAUAGUCCCGCCUACUAUCAGGAUCUGGGACCCCUCGGACCAACACACACUCGCAACUCGAUCGUCAACCCUUCCACAGCCGCUCGUCAAUCCCAAGAGCGAUCCUCGGUGCUCGGUAACCUUGUCGGCGGGUCCCGUCCUUCCUCUCCCUUGUCAAGCCUCGAGGUCAGUCCCCGCACAUCUGGCUCAAGGGGAUACCGUGUAUAUCAGACCCAAGCCCUGGGAGGAUCGCCCUGGCCGGGGUCAGAUCAUCGGGAAGUGGGAUCCCUCCCGGCCCGAGCCUCUAUCUCGAGUGGUGCACCCAGAGAAGAGCGGACCCGGAGUAGCUGGGCAGACCAGCCGUCAUUGAUGUCGGGGGAACAUUCCAACCCCAGCAUAACUCGCACCCGCAAGCGAGACAUUCCAGAUGAUGAAAUAGUCACCAACGAGGGCCAAGAUGCUCUCUUGAUGCUGUUCCGACUCACAGUUGUCCCUUUAUACGCCUUCGGAGGUGCCCUAUACACCAUCUUCGCCCUCUUCUUCGCCCUCCUUGUCUCACCUUUCCGUCUCUGCUCAUUCUCACCAUACCUCCGUUCAAGAACAUUCGGCUCACAAUUAUGUGACCUGCUCUCUCCCGCCCUUCAUAUCCACGAACGGCUUGUGUGUAUGCAGCCACCACCUGCAGCAAACCGAUCACCAUCAACACAAUGGAUCCAGUCCGAGCCAGACUCCGAUCAGCCAUCAAUCGUAUCCGAACCUAGCGAGGUCUACUCUGUCGGCACAUCAGUCGUCGUCCUAGUCCUAUCGCCAUUCUUCGGCAUUGCAAUACUCCUAUUCGCAUGGACAGCCGCAUUUUUCUGGGUAUUCGCCAUGGUCCUCGGAAACCCAGACGGCACCGAACGCAAAGACGACGGCCGUGCUGCCGUCCUCGGAGUCUGCAAAUGGUGGCGGACAUGGCUUUGCAAAGCCCGCAAAUUAUAA
Messenger RNA from Penicillium canescens, 981 nucleotides. RefSeq lists its product as uncharacterized. Bases 1 to 981 code for a protein of 326 amino acids. The record is from RefSeq and is a predicted model, not a curated record. The transcript is spliced from 2 exons. NCBI's taxonomy places the organism in Eukaryota, Fungi, Ascomycota, Eurotiomycetes, Eurotiales, Aspergillaceae.